AAAUACAUGCAAAAUUAUGGUGUCUUCUUCCCCUCCCAUCUGUUUGGCCUCUCUCACUCAGAUCCAUUCCUUUUUCAUUCCUUCAUUCCUUUCCAUUUCCGUUUGAGGGCUCUCUUCUUCUCCACCUCGAUCGUCUGUCCAAAAUUCCCUCCAAAAUAGUCCUCAACAACUUGACAAAAUUCCACACCUCUUCACACACCGCAAAUUCGUUGAAAUUCAUCAACGGACGCAUAUUGGAUUACUCCAUUUCCCCGCAAUUUUCCAUUUGGGGGAGAAAUUAGGUCGAACUGAAAGAAGGAACAGUGUUGGUUUGAGGUGAAUCACUGAUUUCGGAAUUCAAUUUGAGGCGAAACCGCCAAAAAAAUUCAAUCUUAAUUAACGUAAUCGAAAGGGGAUUUUUUCAAUUUUAUUUCCCUGGGCCCUAAUAUUAAUUGGGUGGGGGGUUAUGGUUUUUGGCGUGAUCAGAAACAGUUUCGUGAAUUGAAUUGAAUUGAAUUGAAUUGAGUGAUGGAUAUUGCGUCGCAAUUGAAGCGCGGGAUCUCGCGCCAGUUCUCGACGGGGUCGUUGAAGAUGAGCCGGGGGUUCAGUUUCCAGCGGCAGAACUCGCUGGACCCGCGGCGGAACAAUUUCCGGUUCAGCUUCGGCCGCCAGUCGUCGAUGGACCCGAUACGGCGGAAUCCGGUGGCCGCGGACGGAGACGGCGCGGAGGAGGAGCUGACGGUGCCGAGCAACCUCGACAGCACAAUGCAGCUGCUGUUCAUGGCGUGCAGGGGAGACGUGGGGGGGUUGCAGGAGCUGCUCGAUGAAGGGAUUGAUGUGAAUAGCAUUGAUUUGGAUGGGCGGACCGCUCUGCACAUCGCCGCCUGCGAGGGCCACGUCGAGGUCGCCAAGCUUCUCCUCAGCAGGAAGGCCAAUAUUGAUGCUCGGGAUCGAUGGGGCAGCACGGCUGCUGCUGAUGCAAAAUAUUAUGGAAAUGUGGAAGUUUUUAAUAUUUUGAAAUCCCGUGGAGCUAACGUUCCAAAAACCAAAAAGACACCCAUGACGGUUGCAAAUCCUCGUGAAGUUCCAGAGUAUGAGCUCAAUCCAUUGGACAUUCAAAUACGAAGAGGUGAUGGCAUAUCUAAGGGAUCUUAUCAAGUUGCUAAGUGGAAUGGCACUAAAGUUUCAGUAAAAAUACUCGACAAGGAUGGCCAUGCAGACCGUGACUCGAUAAAUGUGUUCAGGCAUGAAUUAACCUUGUUAGAAAAGGUUCGGCACCCCAACGUGGUUCAGUUUAUUGGUGCUGUCACCCAAAACAUACCUAUGAUGAUCGUUUUGGAGCAUCAUUCUAAAGGUGACCUUGCUGGUUACCUUCAAAAGAAAGGGCGGCUAUCCACUUCUAAGGCGUUGAGAUUUGCUCUUGAAAUUGCCAGGGGCAUGAAUUGUCUUCACGAGUGCAAACCAGAACCGAUCAUACACUGCGAUUUAAAGCCAAAAAAUAUUUUGCUGGAUUUUGGAGGGCAGCUGAAGGUUGCAGGGUUCGGUGUUACUAAGUUAUCACCGCCGGCAUCUGAUAAAGUAAAACUUUUGCAGCCCGAGGCCACAGAUCGUUCAAAUGUGUACAUAGCACCGGAGGUGUACAAGAAUGAAACAUUCGACAAAAGUGUGGAUGUGUACUCUUUUGGUGUUAUGCUAUUCGAGAUGAUGGAGGGGUCUCCGCCAUUCUCUUCAAAGUCUGCAGACGAUGCUGCUAGGCUUAUUUGCUUAGAUGGAAAGAGACCAUCAUUCAAGUCAAAAUCCAAAUCUUUUCCUCCAGAAUUAAAAGAGUUGAUCGAGGAAUGCUGGCAUUCGAGUCCCAGUGUGAGGCCGACGUUCCCUCAGAUCAUAAUCCGAUUGGAUAAGAUUGUCACGACAUGCUCCAAACAAGGAUGGUGGAAAGACACUUUCAAACUCCCCUGGAAAUAAGGAAUGCGAGAAUCCAUUAAUUUUCAGCGCCUAAGCUUAGAAGGAAUGUUGUAUUUACAGAGAAUCCACACAAGAUAAGCUCAAGACCCAUUUUGUAUCUACACACAUUUGUUGAGUUUUAUAUAUAUGCAUAAUUUUUGUUGCCA
Salvia hispanica is the source of this 2090-nucleotide messenger RNA. RefSeq names its product integrin-linked protein kinase 1-like. Gene Ontology annotation, molecular function: protein binding; protein serine/threonine kinase activity; ATP binding. Lineage: Eukaryota; Viridiplantae; Streptophyta; Magnoliopsida; Lamiales; Lamiaceae. The record is from RefSeq and is a predicted model, not a curated record. Gene Ontology annotation, biological process: protein phosphorylation.